Molecule: messenger RNA, 3052 nt
Organism: Myotis myotis
Lineage: Eukaryota; Metazoa; Chordata; Mammalia; Chiroptera; Vespertilionidae
Gene: MFSD2B
Product: major facilitator superfamily domain containing 2B
Exons: 14
Coding region: 469-1980 (503 amino acids)
Biological process (GO): carbohydrate transport
Cellular component (GO): membrane
Molecular function (GO): sphingolipid intramembrane carrier activity; symporter activity
Source: RefSeq, a predicted model, not a curated record
CGGUCUGCUUUCAUUCACCGGCCAGAACUGAGUGUGGGGUCAGACCCGUGUUCUCUAGGAGACUGGAAAAUGUAUAUUGCGGCCCCCGGUAUCACACUGAGCAGCUUGUAAACCUGUUCGGCCAUAACCUUACUCCAAACAAGUCAACACUAGCGCUUCGUUUUCCCGGUAGAUGUGUCUGCUGACUUUCGCCCAUGAGGACUUGGGAGAGGGUCUAGCGGAACCGCCUCUGGUUCUCACCCCCUUGCGGACGCGUCCCCAGGAGAAGGGUUCCCAGGGCUGCCCGGCCGUUCCCCCAGCGAAUUUGAGCUCUAGAUACUUUCCCUUCGGGAAAAGGGGACCUUCCCAGCUCCCCGGUUUCUCGCGGGUCAGAGGCCGGCUGGCCCCUCGCCGCGCCCACUCCCGGAGCCGCCCUCCCCGCGGACGAUAACAACCCAGGGCCCCGGGCGCGGGCGCAGCAGCUGCGCGAUGGAGGCGGCCCCUGGAGGGUCCCCGGCCCCAGCGGUGGAGGCGCCCGCGCCCCAGCCGGAGGCGCAGACCCUGGAGCCCCGCUCGGACAGAAGAGCUGGUCGCCUCUCAUUCUGUACGAAGGUUUGCUAUGGCAUUGGCGGCGUCCCCAAUCAGGUGGCCUCCAGCGCCAUGGCCUUUUACCUGCAGCUCUUCCUGCUAGAUGUGGCACAGAUCCCUGCUGCCCAGGUGUCACUUGUCCUGUUUGGAGGGAGGGUGUCCGGGGCAGCUGCUGACCCCGUGGCUGGAUUCUUCAUCAGCAGAAGCAGGAGGACAGGGUCUGGACAACUCAUGCCCUGGGUGCUGGGCUGCAUGCCCUUCACCGCCUUGGCUUACUUCUUCCUGUGGUACCUGCCCCCCUUCACCAACCUCCGAGGCCUUUGGUACAUGACCUUCUACUGCCUCUUCCAGGCUCUGUCCACGUUCUUCCAGGUGCCCUACACGGCGCUCACCAUGCUGCUGACGCCCAGCCCCCGGGAGCGGGACUCGGCCACCGCCUACCGGAUGACCAUGGAGAUGGCGGGGACGCUGCUGGGAGCCGCGGCCCACGGACUCAUCGUGUCCGGGGCCCACGGUCCCCACAGUUGUGAGGACGCCGAGUUCCCGGGGCCGGGCGCCGUCUCCCCCCACGCGACUUGUCUCUACUCCGUUGCAGCCGCCGCGGUCGCUGUGACUUACCCCGUGUGCGGUGGUUUGCUCUGCUUGGGGGUGAAGGAGCGGCCAGACCCCUCUGCCCCAGCCUCCAGCCAGGGCAUGAGCUUCCUGGCUGGGCUGGGCCUCACUAUCCGGCACCCGCCCUACCUGAAGCUGGUGAUCUCCUUCCUGUUCAUCUCAGCAGCCGUCCAGGUGGAACAGAGCUACCUGGUCCUGUUCUGUACACACGCCUCCCAGCUACAUGACCACGUCCAGAGCCUGGUGCUAACCAUCCUGGUCUCAGCUGUACUGAGCACCCCGCUGUGGGAGUGGGUUCUGCAGCGAUUUGGGAAGAGGAUGUCGGCCUUCGGGAUCUGUGUGAUGGUGCCUUUUGUAAUCCUGUUGGCUGCUGUGCCCACAGCCCCCGUGGCAUACGUCGUGGCCUUUGUGUCUGGCGUGAGCAUUGCUCUGUCCUUGCUGCUACCCUGGUCCAUGCUCCCAGACAUGGUGGAUGACUUCCAGCUUCAGCACCAGCACGGCCCCGGCAUAGAGACCAUCUUCUACUCGUCCUACGUCUUCUUCACUAAGCUCUCGGGCGCAGGGGCCCUGGGCAUCUCCACGCUCAGUCUUGAGUUUGCGGGGUAUGAGGCAGGAGCCUGCAAGCAGGCAGAGCAGGUGGUGGUGACCCUCAAGGUCCUCAUCGGUGCUGUGCCCACCUGCAUGAUCCUCACCGGUCUUUGCAUCCUCAUGGUCGGCCCCGGUCCAAAGGUGCCAAGCCAGGACUCCUCUCACCAGCUGAGCCUUCGAAGGAGGACCAGCUACAGCCUCGCUGCAAGUUAAAGCUUCGUGAGCCCAACAGCAGGAGCCGCACUGUCUGGGCUCGAAGUCCCCAUCUCUUCUCAGCCGUUUAGAACCCCCACUUCGCAGCGUGCACGUGACCUUUUCCCUGGGCUAUGGAGCCUUCAGUGACCUCUCCAGAAGGGACUGGCCUGGGUUCCACCUGUCUUUUCUUACCUGUUGACCACAGACCAUUUCAGAUAAACCUGUGCCCCUGACUACCCGGCUCCAGGUGACGUUUGACCUGGAAAGCAUCCCAAUAGCAGCUUGUCCUGAAAAAAAGGAAGCCUCAGCCAGCCUGGCCUGCAGACUCCCCAACAACCUGCUGACCUGACAGGACAGACACACAGACAGGCCCUUUGUUCUUCCUGAUGCCCCAGUGGACAUCUGAGAGAGAGACUGACAGGCGUCACAUGAAUGGGCAGAGUGGGGACAGAUGGGCAGGCUGGGGAUGUUGUUAGGACAGACAGAUGCAGGGAGGCCAGCAGACCCCAGGGGAGAGAAGGGGACAGCAGUGGGGAUGAGAAGGUGGAGCAGGGCACGGGGUGUUCUCAAGCCUUUCUGUUGGGCUGAUGACUGUUCCCAGAGGUGGGCACAGACUGUCCAGCCACCAGAGAUGGAUCAUUUUCAUGAACAGUCAUUAUUUUUGUGGGAAUAUUUUUUUCUGAACUUUUAUAAAAAGUACAGGAACCACCAUUUUCUAGAAGCCGUAUCUUUGGAAAAGAUCCACUGAGGUUUAUUUUUUUCAAAAAACAAAAAACCGCAUUAAAGGGUUUGUCUUCUACUGAGUCAGUAAAGUGUGAUGGUGGGCAGCCCUCCAUCAUCCCUCGGCCCAGGGCUAGGCUCCCUUCCACUUCCUCUUCGGGCCUUUGGCGGCCUCUUAGGUGAGAGACCCCUUAGGCUGCCAGAACUCAGACUCAUGCACAGAGAUGCUCGUCAGAGCUCGGUUUAAGCCUCUGGCUUCCUCCACAGACAGGGAGCUGACCUCCCAGUGAGAGUGCAGAAUGUUCAAAGUAUUACAUAUGUCCUUAUUUUUCCCCAUCGACCCCCUCCAGCCCAUCCCCGUGCCCUCCCC